This is a messenger RNA of Symbiodinium sp. CCMP2592, 3738 nucleotides long. Lineage: Eukaryota; Dinophyceae; Suessiales; Symbiodiniaceae. The record is from the annotation of a GenBank genome assembly.
AUGGCUGGGCCUGGAAUUCGAAUCCCGUUGCCCGGGGGUGUUCCAGAAGGGCCUGAUGAGGACCUUGAUGGUAGUCCACAGAAACGCCCCAAGGGGGCGGACACAAAUGUGGCUGGGCAACCGGAGCUGACUAUGCAAUCGAUCAAGGACCUUCUUGCAGGGGCACUUCGCGAGCAGUCGCACAGCCUGUUGCAGGCUCAGCAGAUGCAGAUCACCACCAGCUUGCAGGCCUUCGAAGAGAGGCAGGGCGGACGCCUGGACAAGCUGGAGGAGCAUGUGAUGUCGCAGUCGACCAAAGUGGACGACCUGGAGACAAGGAUGCGUGAAAUGUCGGAUCGGCUGGCAAAGGUGGAGGCGAGACCUGGGUCUACUGGCUCCGGCGGGCCCGAUCGGCGGAACACACUCGUGUUCGGCGGCUGGUCGCCGAACACCAGACGGGGCACCUUGCUGGAGCAGCUCAGACAGGCUAUUCACAGCUUGGGGGUGGCCGGGCUUAUGGAUGCUGAACCGUUCUGCACAGGGGCGCGCAGGUCGGUAGCGCUUUGUGUGUUCAAACGGCGGCCUUCAGAGGGUGACGAUGAACCGCGCUCCCGCAUGCUACGGAUCAUGCAGGUUGUGAACGCUGGACAGGUCCAGAUUGAGGGGGCGGUCAAACCCUUGUGGGCAAGCUUCAGCAAGUCGCCGGAGGAACGCGGUCGUGCCGCGGUCGCCGCGGUGGUGCGCAAGAUCGUGCUGAAGUUUGCGCCGCAGCGCAUCCAAGACUUGGACGUGGAAUACACGUCCGGUCGCACCUGGAUCAGGGACGAUCAGCUCAGUGGCCUUGGAGACCCAGUUCCUGAGGUGCGUCGGUCCCGUGUUGUCACAACCAAGGCCGGACCUGGAUGGAUCGAUGAAGCCACACUGUCCAAGUGGGUUGAGGUGGACCUGGCUGAACAGCCUCAGCAGUCCCAUGCACAGAACUCCCUCGGUGACUUUGGGAAGCUGCUCUCCGUGUGGGGUUGGAACGUCGGGGGAGCAGAGCUCUCGGUACUGCCCAAGGCAGUCCGUUCGUCAGCCGAGCGCCCGCUCCAAAAAGAUGACCUGCUUCUACUGCAGGAGGUCCCGAGAGAAAGGCAAGGCUGGAACCAUCAGGAGCUUGCAGGCCGUAGGGUGAUUUCCCACCGUGCAGAACAUCAGUGGAGAGGAACAGGGCUAUGGUAUGAUGCAGGGUCUUGGUGUGUUCUACGAAGGCUUUGCACAGGUCGAGGUACAUGGUUCAAAGUUCGUCAUCUCUGUCAGCCACUGGAGCUUUGGGUGGGCACGGCGCACUUCUCCCCGGGAGUCUCAGUGGCUUCGUAUGAGGAUGAGGUUCACGAAUUUUUCGGGGCCCUGCCCAGGAGCGCACACAAAGUGGUGUUUCAGGGGGACGUGAACUGCGCCUUCGGGUGGACCGCCAAUCACGACGGGGUAGGUGAGAUUGCCAAAGAGGGGAAGAGCCACAUUGUUCACCAGGCCUUUGUGGAGCGCGGGCUAGCAAUGAUUCCUCCUUCGGCGGAGCAGUUGAACACCCCAACAAGUCGCCCUAGACAGCAGGACAGACAGGGUCAGUGCAUUGAUGUUAUGGUGUCCAGUCACAUGCAUGCUGCAGGAUGGCACAUACACGAGGGUUCGUACCUACAUAUUGGGACAGACCAUGAACUUUGUGAGGGACGUUUCUUCUUUGAGCGCCAGCGAGAGUAUGCCAGGCAUGAGACCAGACCCCGCCACUACACAGGAGGCCUCCAGAUUGUCGAAGGGUUGGACCAGGACAUAAUGGAGGGGUUCGCUCGUCAGUACACCAAGCCCAUCCCGGGUCGAGGUUACAGGGAUUCUCCGGAAAUUCGCAAAGCCUUUCGAGAUGCCAAGCGGUCAGGGUCUGCAGUGCAGUGGAAGCGGGCACUCAAGCUUCGUCGUGAAUCUCGCAGGCAGUGGGAAUGGAAUCGGCUUGUUCGGGCGAGUGAGGGCGAGUGGCACAGUUUUCGGGCCUUGAAGCCGCGGCGACAUGCUGGAUGGGACAUAGGGUUUGCGGAGGCUCAGACGGGGGACCCACAUCAAGCCGUACAUGCUCAUCUCUCGGAAGUGUACAAAGGGCCCCCAGCACCUGCACCGGCGGAGGCGUGGCGUGGGGAAGUCAGGGCGUUCAGCAUGGAGGAGUUGAAGCUUGGGGUGCAGCAAAUGAAGAGGGGGAAAGCGGUCGGUGCUGAUCUGACGUCCACGGAGCUUAUCCUAGGGAUCAUGGAGGUCCAAGGGGGAGCCGAGCACCUACUUGAGUGGUACAACAGGAUUUUGGUUACGGGGGUUAUUCCACAGAAAUGGAAUGAGCCGGUGUUGGUCAUGCUCCCCAAGAUCCAAAUGCCGAAGAAAGCGAAAGAUUUACGGCCUAUCGCUAUGGGGUCCUCAGUUUCGAAACUCUUCAGCAGACUAUUGCUCAAUCGUGCUCUACCUGCCAUCAGCCCUCAGACCUAUGCUCAGUGUUCGGGUCCAGGCCGACAGACCUCAGAUUUCCUAUAUACUAUUAUGCGCCUCUUUGACCUCACCCGUGAAUGGGGGAACACUUUGGCAGUUUUCAAACUCGAUCUUGAAAAAGCGUUUGACAGUUUGGAUAGAAGUGUCCUCCUCGACAAGCUUGAGGCCAAAUUGGGGCAGGGCCUUCUACAGACUCCAUGGGGAUGCUCUCGCAUUGAGAUGAACCGCGGCAUUAAACAGGGAGCAGUCGAAUCGCCAACUUUCUUCGCUUAUGUAGCAGAACUUGCGCUGGUUGAAGCCCUGGAGCUGCAUGGUUGGCGCAAUCUGACGCCCCUUUUCCCAGAUCUCCCACCGGAAGAAAUGCAGUACAUGGACGACGGCAUGCUCUGGAACGGUAACCUGCGCACGGUGGAAGCCAGGGCGCAGCAACUCUCUGUGUCCUUUGCUAGGUACGGCCUGCGCAUGAACCCCGCCAAAUGCCAAUUGUAUGUGACCCCCAACAUGCCGGGCGAACACUGCAUUCUCCUGAAUGGGAUCAAGGUCACUGCGUCCCCCCAGCUUGAGGUGAUGGGUAUCUCAAUGAGGGUUGGUAUGUCCACCUACGAGUUGGUUGCACCGGCUUCUACCAGGGCCAGGGCAAAAUUCUGGGAGCUCAAGCACAUCUUCAGGGCUAAGGGAUACAUGAAGCAUCGUGCCACGGUUCUCCAGAGGGUUGUGGGAGCGACAGCGUUGUGGUUCAUUUGCUGUGUUCCACCAGACAAAGCUACCAUGACGGCCUUGAAUGCCACACAGCUCCAACUCAUGAUCUGGCUGUUGAGGUUCGCCAAGACAAGGCAUGAGAGUUGGGAGGACUUCCGCAAGAGGGCUUUCCGCGGGGCUCGGUCGGCAUUGCAUGCUGCAGGGUUGGAGCGGUGGAGCACCUUGUGGCUCCGUCGCUAUUGGCAAUAUGCUGGUCAUCGGGUCAGGGCGUCCUUGUCACCAGUUCCACCUAUCAGUUCGGAGUUUGAGCAUUUUCGUACCCACCCAUGGUGGCUCCACCAACAAACCCGUCCUCGAGGGCUGCAGGUACGGCACAAGGGGCACCACUAUGCUAGGCUAACGGUCUUGGAGAAAAACAUGGACGCAGUAGCCGGUCAUCCAUGGCGAGUUCUGGCGCACAACCGCGGGGCAUGGAAGGGCAGGGAGAACGCAUGGGUUGCGCAUAUGGAUGUUCCUUGGUCCUCGGGGCGGCAACUUGCGAUCGGAGACCAGUAG